AUUUUGCUCGAUGGAGUGAACGUAAAACAGCUCCCAUGUAUUCAAAAGUGGUGACUAGUUAUUUAUAUUAAAAACUUAGUGUUUCUACACACUAAUGGCUUGCUUAAAUACACUUAAGUUAGAAAUUAAAACGUUAGAACAAGUGUUUCCCAAAAAUCAUGAGCGAUUUCAGAUAAUGUCAGCUAGUGUCGACGAACUGACCUGCAGAUUCGUUGGCAAAAAUGGAAAAAAAUAUGAAAUACACGCAAAUAUCACAGAAACAUACCCUACCACACCACCAGUUUGGUUUGCAGAAAGUGAGGAUCCCAUAGUGACCAAUGCGGUUCAAAUUUUAACUAACACACAAGGAAGAGACAAUCAUGUUAUAAAUCAGGUUGGUAUAUUGUUGAGAGAACUAUGCAAGUUACAUGGUAUCCCCGAGCCUCCAGACUUGGAUUCACUCUCACUGCCCAUAUAUCCGGCACCACAACAUAGAGUACCAAGUGUAACGUCUAACGGUGCUGAAUCUGGAACAGAGGAAGAUGAAGAUAUGGCUGCUGAAGAAGAUGAUUCAGAAGGAGAGGAUGACUUGCCACUAGAGAUGGUUGAGGAUGCUGCUAGAAGCAACAAGGAUGAUAUGGAAACAGAACACCUAGCAACACUAGAACGGCUGAGACAAAAUCAACGACAAGAUUACCUGUCAGGCAGUGUAUCAGGCAGCCUGCAGGCUACAGAUAGACUUAUGAAAGAGCUACGAGAUAUAUACCGCUCACACUCAUUCAAGAGCAAUAUGUAUUCUAUAGAACUGGUAAAUGAUUCCCUAUAUGAAUGGAAUAUAAGACUGCGGUCUGUUGAUCCUGACAGUCCGCUACACAAUGAUCUGCUAGUAUUAAAAGAAAAAGAAGGCAAGGACUCCAUACUCCUCAAUAUCAUGUUUAAAGAAACAUAUCCAUUUGAGCCGCCCUUUGUUAGGGUGGUCUAUCCUAUAAUUUCUGGAGGCUACGUCCUAGUGGGUGGUGCAAUAUGUAUGGAACUACUCACGAAACAAGGCUGGUCAUCCGCUUACACGGUAGAAGCGGUUAUUAUGCAAAUCGCGGCAACCCUAGUCAAGGGUAAAGCGCGGAUACAAUUUGGCGCGACAAAAGUCGUGUCGCAGUCGCAAUAUAGCCUUGCGCGUGCGCAACAGAGCUUCAAGUGCCUCGUGCAAAUACACGAGAAGAAUGGAUGGUUCACACCGCCCAAGGAGGACGGCUAAUCGUCGCGUUAAACUAAGACUAAUGUGUAAACUAGCACUGAAUGAGAGAAGUGAAAUAAUCGAUUCCAUUACGUUUUGAGCGCAGUUUGUAUUGUGUUGGGCAUGACUGACUGAAUGAAACCCGUAUCUAUGUGUAAGUGCUAUCGAGUGCAAAAGACUUAUAAGACUUAUAGAAAAUGUAAUGUGUAACGUUUUUUGUAAUCAUUAAUUUUCUCUCGUAAAGUUAUCCAUACGUGUAGAUUCUAGAUGUUAACGGAGUGUAAAGUUGAAAAGUUCUUUGCAUUUCUUUUUAGUUACGGAAUAAAAAAACUGUGAUUCGUA
Messenger RNA from Pieris brassicae (large cabbage white), 1555 nucleotides. Its product is annotated as ubiquitin-conjugating enzyme E2 Q2. Gene Ontology annotation, molecular function: ubiquitin conjugating enzyme activity. Gene Ontology annotation, cellular component: nucleus. The coding region runs from base 95 to 1234 and encodes 379 amino acids. NCBI's taxonomy places the organism in Eukaryota, Metazoa, Arthropoda, Insecta, Lepidoptera, Pieridae. The record is from RefSeq and is a predicted model, not a curated record. Gene Ontology annotation, biological process: protein polyubiquitination. The transcript has 8 exons.